AUGUCAGAUGAAUUGGACAGUAGUGACCAAGAAUACUCAAAAUUAGACAAAGAGAAAGAAGAGGAAAAAGAAGUUCGGGUUGAAGUGCAACUUGAAAAAUGCACUGCCAAUGCCUUAGCUGUAACAUCUGUCUCCGAAAUGCUAGACCAGGGUGAUGUCACCUCUGUCAUAACAAGUCUAUCUGCAGAAGAUUCUGUUCUUCACAGUCAGUCAGUUCUUAAUGAAGCAGAAACCAUUGCUUCAUCAGGUGACUUGGAAAGCUCACCCUGUCUGUCAGACACACCUGUGUCAUCUGACCUGCUGUCUGAUUCACCCACCAUCAGUUCAACUGUAGGGCUUCUUCAUCAGCCAGUUGUCUUAACUUCUUCUGUACUGCCUUGUGUGUUGACGCAUGUGCAAGGGACAUCAGAACUUCUCACUGGUGAACUGCAUGAACAGGAAAGUCAAGAGGAAUUGUUAAUGGUAAAAGGAGAGGAUAGAGAAGUUCUGGAACCUUGUGUUGUGGUGAGUCAUGAAAGAAACUCUUAGUACAGUUGAACCUCCAUGUGUAACCACCUCUCGUAAGCGACCACCUCCCUUAAACAACCACCCAUCCAAAACACCAAAAUUUUCCCAGUCAAAGCCUUACAGUUGGAACCUCUAGUAAACGACCACCUCCUGUAAGUGACCAUGACCACUUUUGGGCCUUACAGUUAAUGAUUUUCCAUUGCUUUUAAUCUCUUGUAAGCGACCACUUGACGCAUUCUCUGAUCUGUAUGUUCGCUGUGUGUAGUAUGAAGAUAUGAAGAACUUUAGUGACAACAUGUAACAACAUAUGUUGUAACUUAGACAUUGCAUGCAAUAAAUUAUCUUCCAUUAAGUAGAUGUACCUGGACCUCUUCUUCGAACGGAGGCACCCUGUGGUUUGAAUCUUGUAAACAACCACCUUCCCUAAGCGACCACUAAGUCUUUGCAUUUUGGGUGGUCACUUACGGGAGGUUUGACUGUAGUGUCUGACCUAUACCCACCUACUUUUAUUCAAGCAAAAGGCAUGAAAUUUUUAUCCCAAGAGUCCCAGCAUUUUUCUAGAGAGCCCACCUCAUCUCCACUGCUUUCUUUUCUUAAAUCAGAGUAUUUUUGGAAAGUACCAUCAUUCAUACAGACUCUUCUCAAGUUGGUUCACGUUUGUUGUGCUUUAUAUGUAUAUUUUUCCUGCCUGAUUCAAGAUCAAUAAUGGCCUUCAGGUAUGGGGGUUCCUUGAAAUAGCCCUUUGGAGUGUUUUGAUGUCAGGAUGUCAUGUUACCAUAAUAUCGUCUCUUUUUCAUUCCCCUUCCACUAAUUUGUAUAUGAAUUUUGUUAACAAUAACUUGUUGACAAAGUCAGUCAGUUAUGUUUUUUGUUUAUUCUUUGCUAGUUUACAACAGCUGAGGCCAUUCAGACAAGCAAAUCAUCUGACAAGAACUCAUCACCAGCAGCAACAGAUGUCGUGGUCACGAAUCCGUCUAGUCUAACCUACUUGCGGCAAAUUUUUGAUCCGGAGCAAGUAAGCCCCCAAGGCCAAAUAGUGUCAGUCUUGCCCCAUGGUAUGACGUCUCCACUUUCGCCAACUUUGCCAGAACUUCACUCAUGUAAAUGGGAUAAUUGCUGUCAUCACUUCUUGUCUCUAGAGGAUCUUGUCACUCAUGUCAAUGAUACCCAUAUAAGGACAGAAGCCAGUGAAUACUGUUGUUUAUGGCAGGGGUGUCCCCGUAAUGGAAAGGGGUUCAAUGCCCGGUACAAAAUGUUAAUACACAUGAGAACACAUACCGGUGAGAGACCCCACACGUGUACACAUGACUCUUGUGGCAAGAGCUUUUCACGACUAGAAAAUUUAAAAAUUCACACACGGUCGCACACUGGAGAGAAACCUUAUGUCUGUCCAGUGGCGGGUUGUAACAAAAGGUACUCUAAUUCAAGUGACAGGUAUAAACACACACGGACACAUUCAGAGACCAAACCAUAUCACUGCAAAGUGGCAAACUGUUUUAAAAGGUAUACAGAUCCAAGUUCACUGAGGAAACAUUACAAGACUAUUCACGGCAAGGAUGUGAUUUCAGAGGAACAAGAAUGA
Porites evermanni is the source of this 2089-nucleotide messenger RNA. The record is from the annotation of a GenBank genome assembly. Lineage: Eukaryota; Metazoa; Cnidaria; Anthozoa; Scleractinia; Poritidae.